Messenger RNA from Caenorhabditis remanei, 2010 nucleotides. RefSeq lists its product as uncharacterized. The coding region runs from base 1 to 2010 and encodes 669 amino acids. The transcript is spliced from 6 exons. Lineage: Eukaryota; Metazoa; Nematoda; Chromadorea; Rhabditida; Rhabditidae. Gene Ontology annotation, cellular component: membrane. Gene Ontology annotation, biological process: sodium ion transmembrane transport. Gene Ontology annotation, molecular function: L-amino acid transmembrane transporter activity. The record is from RefSeq and is a predicted model, not a curated record.
AUGUCGUCGUCUUUGAGUCAAAGUAAGGAAACUAGAACGAAAUCCGACGAAGUAAAACGAUCAAACUCGAGAAGCGAUGACACCAAAAGCACGUCGACAGAGGAGAUAAUUCCGAUCAAGAAAACCUCAAAUGCCACCACCAUCUCCAACAUCGGAUUCAGAAGUAUGACAAACUUAGCGUUAGAGAAUAUGGGAUUGGAUACUAGAAUGGAGGGACCGACGUGGACAUCGAAAUGGGAGGCAAUUACAGCGACUCUCGCAUUCAUCACUUGCUCUGGGAAUUUCUGGUUUUUCCCUUUCUUAUGCGGAUAUUACGGAGGAUGGUUUCCAUAUCAAUUCACAUUUUGUUUCGUUUUCAUAGCUGUUCCUCUUCUCUAUAUGGAAACAGCUCUCGGACAAUAUGCCUCCGCUUCUCCACUCUCUGUUUUCUCAAGAAUGGCUCCGGCGAUGGCGGGACUUUCAGCAGGAAUGUGUUUUAUAAUGGUGUUCCGAACGAUAAGUCUAUCUGUAUGGGCUAUAUAUGACUUGACUAUAACCGCACAUGCUACACGAUCCAUUUGGGAAGAACCCGUAUGGAUGAGUUGUCCGAUGACAGAGUCCGCCGGUGACUAUUGUGUUGAUUAUCGGUUGGCGAAUGAAUGCACUUGGGUGAAGCCUGGAUUUUCAGUGAAAUGUGAUAGAUAUCAGGAAGUUUUGAUAGCUACAAGAGGGUUUCAGCAGAGAAAAUCGCCUUUUAUGAGUUUCGUUCAUGGGCUAAUGUUCAAGAGAAGUAUAACUGUAAACGACUGGGCUCCACCUAGCAACACUUCCAUUAUAUCUGCCGUUGUUUUAUGGAUUAUAGUGGGCGUAAUUUCUAUUGGUGGCUCCAAAGUGUUGGGUAGAACUGGUAUCAUUGCUCUCACGCUACUAUCGGUUGGAAGCUUAAUGCUGUUAGGUCUUGGAAUGUCCCUAGGUGAAUCGAGAGACGUAUUCGUUGCAUUUUUCUAUCAGAAGGACAGUUAUGAAGAUAAGUGGAUGUGGGUAUGGUCAUGGGCUGAUGCGGCAGCUCACGCACUACGUGCACUAAACGUCGGCUGUGGAGGAAUUCAGAAGUUCGCUUCUUUGAACAACUUCCACAACAAAAUCCAACGAGAUGUUCUUAUUAUCAGCGGAAUUUCUUACAUUUUUUACAUGUGCACCGGACUAUUCUCAUUCAUGUACAUGGCUGCUGUUGGAAGAUUCUACUAUCCAGAUCUAGAAGCCAGUGAACGAAUCCAGCUGUAUGCAACACCAGUGAUGAUUGAGAGUGUAAUAUCGGAGAUGCUAACGAAUUGUCAUUUCGGAAAGUUUUGGGUGUUCUUUUUCUGGCUGACACUUGCCGCGUGCUCAAUUCAAGGCAUUUCCAGCUACAUCUGGGUGAUAAGCUCAAUGCUGAUAGAGAGAAUGAAUGGAAGUCGAAGAAAGUACGGAAAACCACUGGCAAGCUGGCACAAACGAGCUAUAAUUCUGGCGAUUAUGUGCUUGACGGGUCUGGUUUCUAGUCUACCGUAUUUGGGGAAUGGUGGUAUCAAUUUGAUGAGUAGUAUCACUACAUUCGCUUCAUAUGGUACUAUAUUUAUUGCGUUCGUAGAGAUUAUCACAGUGUCUUAUUUAUAUGGAUUCAAGCGGUUCUCUGUAAACAUACGAGCAAUGAUUGGGGGUCGUGGCCCUCCAAACAUGUUCUGGUGGCUCAAUUGGCUUGUGAUCAGCCCGAUAUUGCUAAUCAUCACUUUUGGAUGUAUUGUGGCAACAUUCGGACAGAAAAAGGCGUUCAAUGAGAUCUCAAUCGUCACCGACCCAAUCGGAUACACUCUUCUAAUCAUGCCAUUCAUUUUCGUGGUCUUUUACUUUCUCAGAGAUGAGUGUGACCGACGGAGAAAGAUGGAGCCAUUUGUGGUGAUGAUAAGAGCCACUGGAGACUGGGGACCGAUGAAUCUAGAAGACCGACGGAUGGCGGUAAAGUAUGAAAGACAGCUUCGUGUUCGUUAUUGA